GCCGGGCAGGAAGCGGACCGUUGUUGAGAUUCCGCAACUCUACACCGCCGAGGCCAGUCAUUGGCUGCAACAGCGCACGUGACCCAGUCCAUGUGAAGGGGACCACAGAGCGGUGGGGAAUUUGUUCUUCUUCCGCUGGGUCACGUGAGUGGAGGCGCAGUCCUCAGGGGGCGCUAUGGUUUUCUACUUCACUAGCAGUGUUGUCUCCCUGCCAUAUACGAUAUACAUGGGAAAGGACAAGUAUGAAAAUGAAGACCUCAUAAAAUAUGGCUGGCUGGAGGAUAUCUGGUUCCAUGUGGAUAAGCUCUCCUCUGCUCACGUUUACCUCCGGCUCCAGAAGGGUCAGACGAUAGACGAUAUCCCAAAAGACGUCCUGACCGACUGCGCCCAGCUGGUGAAGGCCAACAGCAUCCAAGGCUGCAAAAUGAACAACAUCAACGUCGUGUACACCCCAUGGGCCAAUCUGCGCAAAACCGGAGACAUGGACGUCGGUCAGAUUGGAUUUCACCGGCAGAAAGAUGUGAAAAGUAUAAACGUCGAGAAGAAAGCCAAUGAGAUCCUCAAUCGGCUGGAGAAAACGAAAGACGAGCGCUACCCCGACCUAGCGGCAGAGAAGGAAUCUCGAGACCGGGAAGAGAGGAACGAGAAGAAGGCUCAGAUCCAGGAGGUUAAGAAGAAAGAGAAGGACGAAGUGAAGAAGAAGAGAGAGAUGGAAGAGCUCAGGAAUUACACCUCAUUGAUGAAAACAGAGAAUAUGUCUACCAAUCAGGACGGCAAUGACUCCGACGACUUCAUGUAAAGCCGACAGCGCCAGUGGUCGCAGAUACAUGGACUAUUUUACAUUGGUCUGGGGACCGUCUACUCAAUGCCAAAAUAAAGAGAGCCUCUGCAUUCAGUACCUGCUUUACUUCUCCAGCCUGACUCCAUCAAUCCCUCCAGGGAGGGAGGGUUUGGCUGGGCAGGUGCCAUCUUCAUGUAUCAUGGAGAGCUUUGGGGGUGGAGGAGUUUCCUAAGACGAGGGGUUUGUCCUAUGCAUAUAAUGGGAGCUGGCAGGCUCCUGCAGACCGCCCAUGCCUGUAUCCUCCACAGAUUCCAUACACCCUGACGCGACUUCAUAAGAUGUCCACUGCCACACGUUAUGAACUCGACCGCCCGUUGGCAGCUGCCGGAAGCAAGACUUUAACUAUUUUAAUUUUCUCGACAGCUGACGGACAUCAGAAAGUGAAAUCUUAUUUUUUUUAGAUGUCUCUUCCGAUGCCUACAGUCUUAUUUUAGUUUGGUCUUUUGGAUGUAGUCCCUGGACAUCACUGACAAUAUUGGCCUCUUCGUGCUGCACGUCUCGGUUUGGAUGCAUGGAAUGGGAGAGUUUGCAAAUAAAGUGCUGACCUUAGUACGGGUCGCUUCUCUAUG
Molecule: messenger RNA, 1410 nt
Organism: Bufo gargarizans (Asiatic toad)
Lineage: Eukaryota; Metazoa; Chordata; Amphibia; Anura; Bufonidae
Gene: CCDC25
Product: coiled-coil domain containing 25
Exons: 11
Coding region: 176-799 (207 amino acids)
Source: RefSeq, a predicted model, not a curated record